This is a messenger RNA of Penicillium taxi, 432 nucleotides long. RefSeq lists its product as uncharacterized. The transcript has 2 exons. The coding region runs from base 1 to 432 and encodes 143 amino acids. Lineage: Eukaryota; Fungi; Ascomycota; Eurotiomycetes; Eurotiales; Aspergillaceae. The record is from RefSeq and is a predicted model, not a curated record.
AUGAGAGUCACUAUUCAUGCCCUUCUAAGCGUCUUUGCAACUGUUGCAACAGUAACUGCGCUACCAUCACCCGAGAAGCGAGAGAUCCUCGCCUAUAGAGCCUGGGACUUCCGUCUGUACAGCGCUGGAACACCCACCUGCGAAGUCAACGACUCCAACAUUGAUAUAACAGUCCUUCAUCGCUACGGUGCCAGCAGCCGGGAUUGCCAGGCGCUUUUGGAUGAUAUUUCCAACGGGACCACAGUGAAGAGUCUCGCGUGGAAGAGUCCCUCUGAAGACGACGAGUAUGAUCUAUGUCUCUUCCGCACGGCGGAUUGCUCUGGUGGAUCUUCCUCGCUGAUUGCGUCUAUUACUGAUGGAUGGGAAGUGUGCUACCCAUACAGCGGAUGGCUUGGAUGGAAGGUUGUUUCGCACGGAGGCUCUUGCGUAUAG